Molecule: messenger RNA, 14607 nt
Organism: Folsomia candida
Lineage: Eukaryota; Metazoa; Arthropoda; Collembola; Entomobryomorpha; Isotomidae
Product: protein Gawky
Exons: 22
Coding region: 1571-6916 (1781 amino acids)
Biological process (GO): miRNA-mediated gene silencing by inhibition of translation; positive regulation of nuclear-transcribed mRNA poly(A) tail shortening
Cellular component (GO): nucleoplasm; P-body
Molecular function (GO): nucleic acid binding
Source: RefSeq, a predicted model, not a curated record
CAACCAACCUCUCCCCCACUCCACUCCAAUCCACGGCCCCACAAAACCUAAGCUAUACCACCAUCAAUAUUAUUAUGCCCAGGCAGGCAGCAGAGGCUUUUAACAGAAAAUGCACACAAGCAGAUCCUCUCUUUUGCCUCUAUUCUACUUUAGUGGUGGAGAAGAAGAAGAGAGACGAGAAAAGAAUCAGAAUCAAUACUAAUAUGGACAAGCCAAAGCCAAAUACUUAACACAAAACAAAAAAACAUGAAGAUAAUCUGGGCAUAAGUUCACUUCACCCAAGAAGAAAUUGACCAAAGUUGUAUUCGAGAAGGGGGGUGGACAGUGGACUGGACGGACGUCUUUCCUGAAAAAAAAAUAAUAAUAAAGCUACAAAUCGAAUCUCUGUACGCCGUAUUAGAGAGAAGAGAGAGAGAGAGACGACUGAGCUCAAAAAAAUUUGGGGGGGUUUUUGUGAAAAUUUUGUGUUUUUUUUUCGGAGAGAUCAAGAGUACAAGGAAAAUAAAAAUAGGACUAAAUAAUAAAAUUCCUCCUGCUAAAAAAGAAUGCCUAAUAUUACAUGCCCUUAUAUAUUCUCUCUGCUGAUAUUCGUCUAAGUCAUAUAUAUUUGAAAGUAAAGUAGGUUCCGAACCGAUAAGAGAAGGGGUAUGAAAAAAAGUGCUUAAAAAACAAUAUCUCAAACAAAACUUUGUUGUUCCACAUACAUCCAGAAGAGUGCUAUUAAUUAAUUAAGACUAAUAAUUAUCUUAUCCCAGACUGAUAACUCUGGUGUUGUUACCUUAUCCAUUUCUUGGUUAUCAUCGUUAUCAUCAUCAUCAUCAUCAUCGAAUUUCUCUCUUCGAUAUUAAAUAACUCGCGCACAACUAACCUCAUUGUUACGACAGAGUAUUAAAAAUUGUGGUGAAAAAGAAAGAAAGAAACACAUAGAUUUUUAAUUUUUAUGGAAAAGUAUUUUAAAACUAGUUAAUUAAUUAAGUAAUCUUGCCCGGAGGAGAAGAGAGACGAAGCCAUUUACACUUAUACAAAAUUGAUACUCAUUCAUCACUGAUAAGCAAGGAAGAAGGAACUGCUGUGUUUUUUUUUCUGAAAAAAAAUAUCCAAAAAAGAACCCAGUCCAGAUUUUGACAUUAAUCGUCCAAUCCAAAAAAUCCAGUGAGAUAAUUAUUACUAUAUUGAUAAAAAAUAUAUAUAUAUUUCUGUCUGUGUUCUCUCUAUACAAAAAACAAUUUUGAAAAAAUAUAUUUUCUAGUUUUACUUUUUAGAGGAAAAGAAGAGAAAGACUUGUUUUUUUGAUUUUGGGAGACUAAAAAUAUUACGAUCUACAUAUGUACAAAAAAGAUAGAAAAGAGUGACAAAUAGUUACGUUACAACAAUAAUUAAUUGGUGAUAUUUUGAAGAAGCUGACUUGGAUAAUUGAUAAUUGAUGAGAGCUAAAUAAGAUUACUACUGCUAAUAAUUAAUUAAUUACUACUUGGGCUUUGAUUGAUAUCGUGGAUACUCUCCAAGUAGUAUGUGAAUACUGCUGCUAAAAAAAGUACUACCUCUCUACAUACAUAGAUACAUACACUGCAUGGGAAGCAAUAUUGUAAGUUAUAGUCCAAAACUAUCGAUUCGUGCUGUGUCAGAAUGCGUCACAACGUUCACAAUGCCUCUUAAUACAAUCGUAGUCAAUCAGGGUGAUUUCCAAACCAAUGUGCCAGAAGGCAAUAGCGUACAAGAAAUUAUCCUUCCUUCUCCUACACGGACAACAAAUAAGUUAUCACUUUCUUCUGACCCUCCUUCAUGGACUGAGACUCUUCUCGUGGGUGGAACCGUAGUAGAAGACGAAUCCUCAUCCUUAUUACUGUCAUGUCGGCCAUCUUCACCGGGAUCAUCACCCGGAGGAUCCCUCAUUAUUUCUACGCCCACUCAUUGUGCUGAAGACAACAAAGAUAAUUCCCGUGCAAAUCUAGGUUUAAGUCCUCCCACCCAAGUGCCUAGCCCGUCUUCCUCAGCAGCAGCACAAGUUAUUAUGACCACGAUGAAUAUGCCGAGUUCCGGCCCGGUGACGACAAAGACGAUGAAUGAAUCUGAUGAUGGAAGCCAAGGUUGUGAUCUCGGAGGCUUUACCGUAGCUUCGAACAAAGGUUGGGGCCUUUCCGCCGGCUCCGGACUACGUGGCGGUGGUCUCAACUCGCUCAACAAUGGAACUUCCGGCUGGGGUGCGCCCCCCACAAAUCCGAAUGCAGCGUCCGGCUGGGGCACUCCCCCCGGCCCUGGCGCCCCUGGAAAUAACCCUGCGCAAGGUGGACCUCAUACCGGGAAUCCGGUGGGACUUCAAGGAGGUGGUGGUGGUGCUCCAUGCUCGUCGUCUUCCUCAUCCUCUCCACCCGGAAAUUUAUUGACCGGGAACAAUAACCACCAACAAGGCGGAUCAAAUCAGUGGGCUUCAAACUCUCCCAAUCGUAAUAAUAAUCCUAGUCAAAAUGGGCAACAAAAUAUUUCUGGAUCUCAAAUUAAUAACAAUCCAAACGGAAAUGCAAGCGGAGGCGGUGGUCCUUCCCAACUGCCCAUGCCCCCCGUUGGGAGUGGCUCUUCUUCAUCCGCCGCAAUGCAACUGAAUAAUCAGAACAACAUGAACCCGAAUUCUCAGCAGCAAGGAGGCAUCAUCCCGAUCGGUGGUGGAGGAAAUCCUUCCGUGGGAAUCCCCUCAUCAGGCUCCUCCUGGGCCCAAGCAGCCGGCAAGUCUCUACAAGCUAGUGGUGGUGGUGGUGGGGGUGGUGUUGGUGUUGUUGGUGGUGGUGGUGGUUCACUUCUUGGUGGUGGGUCUGGGUGCACUUCUAACUCGAAUCCCAAUCAACCCGGCAAUUCUUCUAUAGGCUCCAAUUCUUCCUCCUCGUCAUCCUCUGGCGGUGGGGGUGUGGCCGCUCAGACGUCUGGCGCUCCUGCUGCGGCCGGUGGUGCAUCGAGCGUGACGAGCAAGCAGAUCGAACAACUCAACAGCAUGAGAGAGGCGUUGUUCAGUCAUGAUGGAUGGGGUGGGAACGUGAAUCAAGACUCAACCUGGGACAUUCCUGGUUCUCCAGAGCCAACUCAUAAAGACUUGGGCGGUGGACAGAUGUCCGCCCCGGCAGGAACGAACGUGUGGAAAGUCAACGUGAACAAUGGGACUGAUCUUUGGGAGGCAAACCUCCGAAAUGGGGGUGCUCCCACGGUGGCACCCGUCGUCCAGAAGGCGCCCUGGGGACAUACUCCCUCCAAUAAUAUUGGAGGAACAUGGGGUGAGGAGGAUGACGGAAGUGGUGAAUCUGCCAGCGUGUGGUCCGGUCCUUCCGGAGGGCCUGGUCAAGGUCCAGUUAAUAAUAACAGCUCUGGCGGAUCUGGCGGAAGCGGGGGCGGUGGCGCUGGUGCGAGCGGUUGGAUGAAUAAUGGACCCCAGCAACAAGUCGGACCUGGACGUGGUGGCGGGGAUGGAAAUGGAAUGUGGAAUUCUGCCCCAAUGAAAAAGGAACAGUCCGAAUGGGACCGUAGCGGCGGUGGGGGUGGUGGUCGCCCCAUUGAUUCUCGCGGACAUUUAGGCGGCGGUGGACUUGGCGGAGUUGGUCCUGAUUCCCGCAACGUUGUGGGUGGAAUUGGCGGUGGUGGCGUCGUCGGAAUGGUCAGUGGACACGAGAACAGCCACAAUAGUCACAAUGCCGUGCGAGGCGGUUGGGACAAUGAUGUACGAGGUGGUGGCGGCGGUGGAGGAAGGAGCAAUCUUGACGGUGGAAAUCCAGGCAUGUGGAACAAACCGCAAGUCCAAGUUCAGCAGCAGCAACAACCCCCACUCCAACAGCAAGGUGGCGGAUGGGGUGGACCAGGAGGACACUCUGGUCUCGGUGGAAUGGGCGGUGGCGGGAUGAAACCUGACAAAGGGCCCGGCUCAUCUGGAUGGGACGAUGUUUCUCCCACGACGCAGAGACGCCCAGUCCCCAACAUUCCGAACUAUGACGAUGGCACUGCUGUCUGGGGAGGUGGCGGUGGUCCACAACAACAGCAUCCCGGCGUUCGAGGAAUGCCGCCAGGUCGGGGUGGCAUGCCGAAUAAGAUGGAUGAUGCUCCAGUUGGAUGGGGUGCAAACAGAAGUAACGGAUGGUCCGGCCCCGACGGUCCAGGCGGUGACCUUGGUGGUUUUAACGGCGGUCGUGGCGGUGGAGGUGGAUGGGAAGACAAAUCCAUCGGCUCAUGGGGUGAACCUCCCUCCAUGCAGCAGCAACAACAACAAGGCGGCAACUCUCAGUGGGGCGGUAAACCUAAAACCCCCACCAACAAUCCUUCCAGCUGGGGGGAUGAUGGCGGCAUUGUGGACACAUCAAAUUGGGGCGCUCCUCCUAAAAAUUCCAAUUCGAACGCGACGUCCUCCUCUUCCACGAUAAGCUCGAGUAGAUACUGUAACGGUAGUCCCAAUAAUAAUAACAACAAUUCGAUGUCCAAUUCCUCCUCCUCCUCCGCGAACGGCAUGGGUCUCAAGGAAGCCGCCUACUGGGCCGCACAAGCUAAUAGUCACGCUAACAAUGGUGGAAAUCGCGGAUACAACUCCUCCUCCUCUUCCUCCUCGAACAACAACAACAUUUUGAAAAACCUCCAAGAUUUUGGAGGAUAUAACAAGAAGGAAGACAUGGAGCUCGCCCUGCGCGCCUCGCACAUGAACCUUUCCGACGCCAUAGAUUCCUUGGACGGGGGACGUGGCGUGGUGCCGGUGGGGCCGGGUGGGAUGGAGCCUCCAUUGUGGGGUGGACCUUCAACUGGAUCUGGAAUGCCGGGACGACACGGUCGCCUUCCUGGUGGCGGACCACCCGUAGUGGAUCAUGAUUUUGACCUUGGCGUCGGUGGUCCCAUGGGAAUGGGUGGACCUCCGCCCCAGCAACGAUACGGGGUUCCGAACCCCAAAGGAUUCUCCGGCAGUGGGGGUGGAAACUCACUGAUGAACAAUGUAGGGAACAACCCAGCUAGUCUUGGGGGCGGUGGGGGUGGUGGAAGUAUUAAUCCGACCUUGUUGCAACGGAUCUUGAAUCAACAGCAGCAACAACAAGGCCCCAAUAAUCCACAAGCGGGCCGACUUCAGCCGAACAAUGGUGGCGGCGGAUCACAAGGUGGUGGUGGUGGGAGCUCUGGUGGAGGUGCGUUCCCUCCCUUCAACAAGUCUGUGACCGUUUUGGUCCAACAAAUCCAAAUGGCUGUGCAAGCGGGCUACCUCUCCAACCAGAUUUUGGCUCAUCCCCUCCCCCCGCAAAGUCUCGUCCUUCUCAACUCGCUCCUCCAGCAUAUCAAAAGCUUCCAAAUCCUGACACAGGCUCAGCAACAAAUGGGGAACUCAAACUCACCCAGCGCGCUCCAACUUUCUGUCCAGAUUACAAAGACGAAGCAAAACAUUCACAAUUUGCAUAAUCAGAUCGCAGCGCAACAAGCGCAUCAUGCCAAACAGCAACACCAUCACGGCGGUGGUGGUCCUGGUGGUGGAAAUGAUUUCAUGAAGGCUGGCGGCGGUCCUCCUCUGAUCAGUGGAGGCGGCGACGGUCGUGGUGGGGGUGGUCCCGGCGGAAAUUUGAUGGAUCCCCUCGGCUCUUUCGGAUCCGACUUCCUCCUCAAUAAUAAAGACGGCGGUGGACCUCCACACCAGCAGCAACAGCAACCACAAUCCAGACUGAGCCAGUGGACCAAGAUUCCAUCCAUGGAGAAGGAAGAGGUCGGUGGGGGCAAUCAGGGUGGAGAUUUCUCACGAGCACCCGGCCCACAAAGUGGCAAUGGGGGAAGUGGACUUAAGAAUAACUCGAGCUUGAUUCUUGGCCCGUCAGACACGUGGUCCACUUCUGUCGGCUCCCGAUCCGGCGGGGACGGUUGGCCUACAGAUCACGGAAAUUCUGGCUCCGGCGGAAAUGACAACGAUCCCAUGAAAGGCGGUGGCAAUGUUGGUGACGGAUGGCAAACUGAUCUCGUGCCGGAGUUUGAGCCAGGAAAACCGUGGAAAGGGACGCAAAUAAUGACAUCGGUGGAGAAUGAUCCCACCCUGACGCCAGGAUCGGUUGUCCGAUCUCCUUUGAGCUUGGCAACUGUCGCUGCAGCCGAGAUUUUCGCCAAGAGCUCCAACUCUCUGCAGAGCUCUUCCCUUGCCUCGGACUCACUGCCUUUGAGCCUCAGUUCUAGUAGUACUUGGAGCUACACGCCCACCUCGGGAGGGGGCGGUGGAUCUACCUCCAUUGCAAAUUCCUUGGCCAAACUCAACUCAACCCGGGACCUUUGGGACUACGGCGGUGGAAGUGGAAACAGUGGGCAACAGCAGCAACAACAACAGCAGCAGCAGCAACAACAGCAGCAACAACAACAAGGAUCUCGCCCACCUCCAGGUCUACCCAAGAAGCAAGGAGCCCCUGUCCCCUCCGUGCCCUCGGGUGGAGGCAAUCCACUCUGCUGGCUCCUCUUGAGAAAUCUGUCCCCACAAACGGACGGCUCCACGCUGCGAACUUUGUGCAUGCAGCAUGGUCCCUUGCAAAAGUUCCACCUCAACCUCAACCAUGGCAUCGCUCUGGUCAAGUACAACGGACGAGAUGAGACAGCCAAGACGUUUCUAUUCCAGGCGCAACACGCCUUGAAUAAUUGUGUUCUCGGAAAUACUACAAUUUUGGCGGAAAUGGCGUCCGAAAAUGAUGUCCAAGGUUUACUUCACAGCCUUAACUUAGCUCAGCAGAGUAAUUCAGGAUUCUCAUCCUCCUCCUCCUCCAACCGGGGUGGAAAUGGAAACGGAGGCGGCGACGAUAAUCCCUGGGGUCUCCGUGAUAACUCCCCCUUGUGGUCCAACAACCCAUGGGGUUCUUCCGGAUUGGACGCUCCAGAUCGUGCCACACCCUCCUCGCUAAACUCCCUCCUCCCCGACGGUCUCCUCGGGGGCGAGUCCGCCUAAGAGAACCCCUUCUCUCUCUAAAAAAACCGUAACUAUGUAUUACGUCACACCCACACACAUUACGUAAUAACUUGUAUUUAACCAACCAACCAACCAACUCACCACACACAAUAAAAACCAUCGUCUCGUCGACAUCGACAUCAUCAUCAUCAUCACUUCUCAACAAAGAAUCGUGUCCUGUAUACUCCAAGAAGAAGAAGAAAAAAAAUGCUUGAUUAUUUUAUUUAGCAACAUUGCCACAAUAAGUACUUCACUAUUGUGUGACACUGUUCAUCAACUACAACUACGUAUUCAACUACAAGACUUAUAUAGCAAAGAUAUGUAUGUAUAAUCCUAUACAACUACUAACUAACCGUUACGAACGAAGAAAAACCAUCCAUCUCUCUUUUUUAUGAAUUAUUAAGUAAAAAAUAAUUAAUCAUCAUUGAUUGGAUUGUAGAUAUUUCAUCCAAUCCAAUCCAACCCACUACCUACCAAAACCCUAACCAACCAACCAACCAACAAAAAACCUACCACAAACAAAGAAAGUGAGUGAUUACACUAUUACCUAAAAUGAAAAACACUAUGAACACAACAUAGUACUGCUACCUACCUAAAUAAUUAAUUAAGCGUCGUUAUUAAGUAUUAAGAAUGUUCUAAAUAACGAGUUUUUUUUCUGUUUUUAACCUACUUUUUAAGACGAAAGCCAACCUGCAUUUUUAUUAUGAUGCUGAUAAUGAUAUAAAUAUAUAUCGUGACUAUUAAUAAUAAUUAGGGGGAGACAGAAAUCAUGAUAUAUAUAUAAAUAUAUAUUUAUUAUUGUCGUAUUAUGUAUUAUCGAUAUCCGAUCUUAUCAUGAAGAAAGAGGCACAAUUGACCAUUAUUAUUAUUAUUAUUGUUAUUACUACUUUAUCGUUGUGAAUGCGUUGAUUUGCUGAUUUUCUUAAAGAAAUGAAAUAUAGUUCAAUUUUACCUGACAAGCGAGGAUUUAUGGAAAAGUUGAGAGAGAGAGAAAAAUCCAAUCCAAACCCAAUCAUCCCAUGAAUUAAAUAUUUAAAGUCAGUAAUUAAGUAAGACUAGACUUGUUUUUUUGCCAUCAUUUUACCCAAGUUCGUACAUAAAUAGUUGAGUGUGACAAAAAUGAGAUGAUAAUAAUACUACAUAAUUACAUAAAUAUGCAAUUAGUGUAAUUAAUCUUCUGUAAAAAAAAAAGUUGCACACAUCAAUUCAAUUUCGAUAGGUAGCGGGUGGUCGUGGUGGGGGUGGUGGCGAUCACUAAUUAUACCACCCACCAAUUUCAAUCCAAUCCAAAAAGAAGACAAAGACUUGUUGCUAUUCAUUCAUCAAUAAUUAAUAAUAAUUACGAAAACACAAUUGUACAAUUUUUGGCACUAUUCACGCCGCAGUUUGCCUGCAAGAAGAAGAAGUUCUUGUUUUAAUUAAUUAAAAUCAGCUUAAUUAUUAUUAUUUUUAGCCAAAUUUACAUAUACAUAUUUAGAAAAAUCUCCAUAAUCCAAUCCAAUCCAGCCAGUGUGUGUAUGAAAAGGAAAACAAUUACGAUUGAUUUUUCAAGCUCAUUUUAUUUAAAAAUAAAUAAAUAAAUAGUCAAUCGAUAAGUCAGGAAGGAAGGAAGGAGAGAGUGAGAUGGUAUAAUGAAUGAUGGAUUUUUUUGGCGUGGCGUGUGUUCAGAUUCAGAUUUAGAUCCGAUUGUGUUCCCAGAAGCAAUUUUGUGUUUUUUUGUUUUCUUAAGUGCAGCAGGCCGGCGAUAAAUCGAUCGAUGUAUGUAUUUAGAGCAAUAAUACUACAUUUAAAGAUGAAGAAUGACAUAUUAUUAUACAUGCAUAUUUAAUUAAUUAAUAAUUAAAAACUACUAUAAUGUUGAUCUUAUCCUCUCGGGUGUGGUUUGAUGACGAUGACGACGAUGAUUACACUUUUAAGUUUGUUUUUCUUCCUCCUCGUCGCCAGUGAUAUAUAAAAAGCCAAGCUAAUAAUACUAUUUAGGGGAAAAACAAGCUCAUUUUUAAGCAAUUUUCACUAUUAUUUCACUCCCCAAACCCCCCGAGUAGCUUAAAAAUAUUUGAGGUGGAUAAAAAUCAAUAAUCAAUUUACAUACAAAGCUUUCUCCCAACCCAAACUUCUCAGAACCGAUUCUAGUUCAUUUUUUAAAUUGACUUUUCUGUGUUUUUCUUGUAUCUCUUAAUUUAAUCUUAAUUAGUAAAAGUGUUAAUUAUAAUUAAGUAAAACUUCUCCUAUGCUAAAUAUUAUGAUCCUAUUUACAGUACGUUACAUUACCAAUUGUGAAAGACUUAUCUGUUUUAUUACACUCUACGAAAUAGUAUUAAUUAUUGUUAUCAUCAUCAUUAAUUAUUAUGCUUAUUCAAUUUUAAGUGCUGAUAAUUGAUCUCACUCUACGAUGAGUUAUCUAAAUAUGUAGGAAGUUGUAUCAUAUCAUCGCAAGAAGGAUGGGUCGAUUGAUUGAUUGAUUAUCGAUUGCUUAUCGAUUAAUUCAUGAUAAGGUUGUUGUUCUAUCAGGAAAGAGAAGAGAAGAUGAAGAAAGUGAUAUUAAGAAUCAACCAAUAAUUAUAACAUAAUUUGUUAAAUUGUUUAUUAUUGUUAUUGUUAAAAUAAGUUAGUUAAUUUUCUCCCUCCUUUUUCCGAUUUCAUUUAAUUGAUGCUAAUUAACUUUAAGGAUUGAUUUUACCGAUUUAACCCCCCAUAAUUAAGAGCUAAUUAAUUAAUUAAUUAUAAUAUUGUGUUUGUUUCAAUCCUGGCAAAAAAAAUUGAUACGAGGAAUUAAUCGUUAUUAAUUGUAUCAUGAAUGAUGAAAUUGAAAUCGGGGGAAUUAAUAAGUAUGAGACACAUUUAUUAUUAAUUAACUAAUUAUUAUUACUUACGAUUAUUAUGUAAUUACAUAACUAACUUAAUUUUGUUUUAUGCUUGUGUCCCGUUUAAAACUAUAAUAUAUUGAAAAAUAUGUACCUAUAAGAAUGAGAAUGAGUUUUAAGGGGGCAUCUUUUUUUCUUUUAGUUCAUAGCAUGUUUAGUUAAUUGAUUAAUUAAUUACUAAUUAUUUAGUAAGUGUGCUUAAAAAAUCGCGGCCUAUCAACCAAGAUACAUCACGAAGAAAGAACGCUUCUUACAAAAAUGUUGUCUUAAUUAAUGCACACACAUUAAUUAAUUACUAAUAAUAAUCUUUAGGACAAUAUUGAUUAAUUGAUUGAUCAAUUAUCGAUUAAUUAAUUACUGUAUAUAGAUUUAAAAAAUAGCGCAAGCAUUCCCACCAGAAAAAAAUAACCACCAACCAAUCACAUUUUGAUGAAAAUGUUACACACAAUUUGCUAAAUAUUUACCACGUGUUUUAGGACCACGUGAGAAAAAUGUCAUGUGCUUUUGAUAGGCUGUCGUAAUACGUACGUACAAAGGAGUAAAAAGUAGGGCGCAAUACGAAAAUAACUCUUGUCCAUGAGGUGAUUUAUCUUUCAUUAGUUAAUUAAUUAAUUAAUUAUUUAGUUAAUUACUUACAUUACAUAAUUACUCACACUCACCUACUCACAACCUGUUGACAUUGCAUUGAUUGAUAGGAAAAUAUUUUAGUCAUGAUGAAUAUUUCGUAGUUGGUGAUCUGACUGAUCCUUGAUAAGACUAGUUCAUUCAUUCAUUCAUUCAUUACUGAUUUUUAAUUCAUUAAUUAAUUAGUAAUUAAAUAUUUGUUUUAAUUGUUAAGGGAAGAGCUUUUGCAUGGUUGUUUGUUUGUUUAUCAGGUCAUGAAAGUUUUUUUGACGGGAUUACGGAUUAGUACAAAAACAAGUUGAAAUGAAAUUUUAAUUCAGAAAUUUUCAGAAAUAGUCAUGAAUUUAUUUACAUCUUGAUUUUUUUUCGGACAAAUCUCUUGUCAAAUUUAGCACAAAAUUCUGCGCAAAAUUCUGCAUGAAAAUUAGCAAAUUCUGCCCAAAUUUAAAUAUAUUCCGCAUUUAUUAAAAAAAAUUGUGCAACAUUUUUGCUCACGGGAAGAUGAAGAAGAAGGAAAAAAGUGCAUAUUUUUAAUUGAUCUUUAAUUUUUGUGUUAUUUAAAAAAAUGAUUGAUAUUACUAGAAAAUAGUUAAAUUUUUUAGUUCACGAUGGGAAAUCGAGGAGAAUUUUAAAAAGUGUGCAGAAAUCACUGGAAUAUUCAGGGUUCGCAUUUUUUUGAAAAUUGUAGUCAAUUUCUAUAAUAUUUUAAUUUUUAGUGAAAUUUUUCGUGAAAAAUUUCACCUAAUAAAAUCGGAUCAGAUAUCAGGGACUCAUAUAUGCAAAUGAGAAUCGAAAGGAAAGAAUCAGUAGUAUAACAACAACGAAACGAGGCUUAAUUACUUACCUGAUUAAUUAAUUAACUAAUUAAUUACAAUUACACACGUACACACACAAUUGUUGGGGCAAUACUUCUCAUCUCGGGUAGGAAGGAGGACGUAAAAAUAAUAUCUUAAAGAUAACUAAGACUGCAAAAGAAGAAUUCAAUAUUCCGAAAAAUUAAUUAGUGUAAUUAAUUAAUUAAAAUUCCUUAAAAAUAUACAACGUCCAGUCGAACAAUCCAGUCCAAUUUUACAGGAAAAAAUUGAUUUUUUUUUUAAAUCAAUUUUUCUCGUUAAAAGUAAAACCUAUGCAAUUCUUUAAAUAAUGACAAUUUUUUCCUAUUUAUCUUGUUGUUCUCUUCUCUCUUGAAUCGAGUGUAAAACAAAAAGGCAUUUAUUAUAUCUAGAGUUAUGGUUUGUAUUUUAAAAUUAGACUCUUUUUUGUAUACAGAAAAUGGUCAAAUUAUAAAAUACAAAAGGUUAACUAAUUAAUUGCAUAACACGUCAGACAUUUGUCUGAUACGUACAAAUAGUCAAGACUUGAAAAAGAAAUCAAAUUAUUACUCUUAUCACGGAGACUUUUUUAGCGGGAGGACUGAUAAGGAAGAUUUUUUUGCUUGGUUGAAUUGAAAAAAUAUAGUUAAAAUAGUUCCUUUUCUUUUUCGAAUUUCUAGAAAUUCAGAAUUUCUAAAGAAAAAGAAAGAAUAAACCGCCUUAAAAUUCCAAAUUGACAAAUGCAAAGCAAAACAAUUUAAUUAAUCGGGACUAAUCAUUAUUAUUCACGCUUGCCAAAAGAUACGAAUCAAAAUAAUUAUUACUGAGAUUUUUAAGUAUACAAGAAGAAGAAUUUCUGUUAAUUUCUCUCUUUAAUAAUUUGCAUAAUUUCGUGAUUUUGUGAUAGAUAAAUUCCUGGGAAAAUCUCUUGCAAAGUAUUUUGUAUUAAUUUAAUUGUUAUUAUUAUAUUUAUUAAUGAUCUCUGUUUAAAAACCGAUUGGCUGAUUAUUAAUUAGUGAUUUAUUAGGUGACAUUAUUGAUUAGUUAAUUAAUUAAUUAAUUAAUUAAUUAACGGACUAAAUACAUACACAUGUACCGCCUUAUUUUUCCUUCAAUCAUUGUUGUUUGAGACACGCUUAAUUAAAUAUCUGAUCAGCUCACAAGUUUAAAUAUGUAGCUUAAAUGUAUGUACGUUAAAAGCUGGAUGUUAAAAAACUGGACCUUUCAUUCUCAAUAAUUAUACAAAAAAUUAAUUAUAAUUAUCAUAGUUAAUUAAUUAAUUGAUGAGAUCUUUCCUUGUAAUACAGAGGGUGCGACUGCAUUGUUGUAACAAUUUUUUUCCCUAAAAAAUCCACAACAAUGCAUUCUCACCCAAAUUAUUUGAUGAUGACGAAGACCAACCAAUGACAAAAAAAUGUAAUUGUGAUUAAUUAAGUUCUCAAGUUAUUAAGGUAAAUAUUUAAAGAAGUAGAAGGAAAGCAGAGUCGAUCCCGGUUUUAAUUGAUAAUCUCCUCAUCAUAAAAAUGCAUUUCUUGUCUAAAAGUUCAACACGAAAUUAAUUAUGUAAUUAUUAAUUAUUAAAUAUUAUUACUUUCCCGUCUGUGAUGUAUUUACGUAGAUAAAAGGAUUAUAUUUGGCAAUAUUAUAAACCUUAAUUAUAAUUAAUUUCCCUCUCUGUGUUCCAUUUUAAGUUGGUUGGUUCUUGCUAAGAAAAUAUGUACUUAUAAUUUACAUAUUUUGUAAGGUUUACAACAAUCUCAGAAAAGUAUGCAAAACAAGGGAAUUGUAAAUUUGACGAGCAGCUACAUAUUUGCGAAAUAUUUGCAAAAAGAAAGCUUAAAAGAACAAGGAUAGACUUUUUUGCGUGUUUUUUUAGCCUAAUUUAAGGCAUAGUUACCCUCUGUAUUUAGUUUUUAGGUUAAAUGCACCACCAUUUUUAAGGAAAGAUCAUCGACCAUGAUGUAUGUGAGUGAGAUCAGUAUUGUGAAGAAGAAUUAUACUUUGUGAGAGAACAAGGUGCAUGCAAAAAUGCAAAAAAUAAUGGCGAAUUUCGCACUGCGAAAAUGCGAAAACUCCAAUUUUACGGAAAUAUCUACCUAACAUAACAACAAAGAUAACGAGACUAGUGUUUUUUUCGAAAAAAAACAGUUCAAUUUUCAAAUUCAUACCAAAACUCCAAGACUUUACUAACAAGUUGAUGUUGAUGUUGAUGAAAUGAAGUACAUGGAAAUUCAUGGAAAAUCAUGGAAAAUUAUACAUAAAUACACGCACAUAUUUACUUAUAAUUAUGUAAAUAAAUACAUAAAUAAAUAUGUAAACGUAGGUACACCUGCCAUGCCCAACUUUAAAAUAGUCAGUUUGAAUCAUGUCAUAAAAAAUAAUUACAUAAAUUAUAAUUAUAAUUAAUUAAUUAUUAAUUAAAUAAGUGCUAAUGGUUGAGGAGAAGAAGUGAAGUGAUAUUCAUGAAUUUUUAGCGUGGUAAAAAUACAUACACAAAUUUUUAGAAUUUUUAGGAAAUAUAUCAUCAUUAUCAUCAGUAUAUAUGCAAUUAUAAAGUAAAGUGCUAAUUGAAUAGUUAGUUAACUAUUUAAUUAAAUAAUUAGUGAUUGUAAAGGACAGUCAAUUGUGCCACACUGGAAGAAGAAUGGACGGAGUUAAUUAAUGUCACAUAAUUACUAAUUAAUUAGUAAUUAAUUAGUGGUGGGUAAUUAAGAAAACACUUCCAUUUUACAUAGUCCAAAAGCUAUUAAGUGAGAAGAGAGGUGGAUGGAUGGAUGGGUUUGGUUUGGUCAAAAUAUGUAAUAAUAUGCAAAUUAUUACCAAAAACGAAAAAUAAUUUCGAAAAAUGAAGAGACGAUGAUGAAUAUACAGGUUAAAAAUGUACCAAAAAAGGUGAGAAAUCGGUAUCAAAAACAUCGCAGAUUUUGCCCCUAAAUAAGAUCUGAUUAACUAAAUGAUGACGUAAAUAUGUAAAUAAUGCCUCAUUUGACUAUUAACAAUGAUGUGCAAUUUACAAUGGAUUUCAAAAAACGAGUGAGAAGUGAAAGAAAGAAAAAAGAGGAUGAUUUUUUUUUCUGGAAAUUUUAACCGGGAUUUUUCAGGUUUACUUUUUCCUCCUGCGAUUACAUACGAAGUGUGUAAAAAAUUUCAGAAAUGUAAAGUACUUGACAUUCAUUAUUAUGCAUUCAAAAAAUACAAUACAAUUAUUAAUCUAGAUUAAUUUUAAAUUGUUAAUUAAAGACGAUAUCAAAAUAUUAUACGUAUGUAUACUUGAUGAUUUACAUAAUUAGUUAAUUACAUACACACAUUUUAUCCCUCACAUAUUACACAUUAUGCAUUGUACUCUUGUUCUAAUUUUAAUGAUUUAUUAUUUUAAGUAAAAUGUAAAAAA